Molecule: messenger RNA, 840 nt
Organism: Amphimedon queenslandica
Lineage: Eukaryota; Metazoa; Porifera; Demospongiae; Haplosclerida; Niphatidae
Product: replication factor C subunit 3-like
Exons: 5
Biological process (GO): DNA-templated DNA replication; DNA repair
Cellular component (GO): DNA replication factor C complex; nucleus
Molecular function (GO): DNA clamp loader activity; DNA binding
Source: RefSeq, a predicted model, not a curated record
UAUUGUUAUGAUAUAUUUUUAUUUAUUUAUUGUUCAGUUGUGGUACUGACUGAAGUUGAUAGACUCACUAAAGAUGCACAGCAUGCAUUGAGACGAACAAUGGAACUAUACACAGGAACAUGUCAUCUUAUACUAGUCUGUAACUCAACCAGUAAACUAAUACCAGCCAUCAAGAGCAGGUGUUUGGCUGUUAGGGUCCCCGCUCCAACCAUAGAUGAAAUAUGUAGUGUCCUACAGUAUGUUUGUCAUAAAGAAUCAUUGACUAUACCAGAUACACUAGCUAAGAAGAUUGCAGAGAAGUCUGAGAGGAGCCUUCGUAAAGCUAUACUGCUUUGUGAGGUGUGCCGUGUUCAGCAGUAUCCCUUCAAUGAUGAUCAGGUUGUCCCUGAUUGUGAGUGGGAGGUUUUCUUACGUGAAACAGCUGCAAUGAUCAUCACAGAGCAGAGCCCUAAGAGGUUACUUGAAGUAAGAGGACGUUAUUAUGAGUUGUUAACUCAUUGUAUAUCACCUGAUAUUAAUUUUAAAAGGAUACUGAAUGAGCUGGUUGCUAACUGUGAUGGUACAUUGAAAGCUGAAGUGACUCAAUUAGCAGCUCAGUAUCAAGCUCAGUCACAACUGGGUAGUAAAGCAAUCUUUCAUCUUGAGGCCUUCACAGCAAAAUUUAUGAGAAUAUAUAAACAAUUUUUAGAGAAAGGACUGGAGAGUAUGGGCUUCUGAUAAAUGAAUAAAUAAAAUGCAUAUACUUAUAAACACACAAAUGCACAUCAUUUAUAGUGAUAUCAUACUAUUGUGUGAUGUAUGUUUCUUAUAACUCUCCGGUCACUACAGCCUGAAAUUGCA